AGCUCUUCCUGGAGAAACGUCCUUUCCGGUAACGUCAGAUCCGGUGAAGCAUGGCGGCCGCCACGAGACUCGGACCAAAGACGAGCCUGCUGGUUCACCUGCUUAUGUUGAGCUGGUAUGUGUUUACUAUCUGGAGUAACUGUACUCUGCAGAUCUCAGACAGACACCCCGGUGUGCGAUCAUACGGAGGACGCUGGAAAUACCUGACGUUUAUUAAUCUGGUGUCGCAGGCGCUGUUGUUCGGCUUGUGUGUGCUGGCGGAUGCGGUGCACGGCGCUGUGUCCGUCACGAGAGCCAGAGACUUUCACUUCACCGUGCUGGCCUUUCCCGUCGGGACCUUUGUGUUCAUUUCUUUCUGGACUCUCUACACUUACGACAGAGAGCUGGUGUAUCCAAAACUGUUAGACGAGAUCAUUCCCAUCUGGCUGAAUCAUGCAAUGCACACAGUGAUCAUGCCGCUGCUGCUGCUGCAGAUGUUCCUUCAGAAUCACAGAUAUCCCAGUCGCACUAAAGGCAUUUUCAGUCUGGCUUUAUUUGCUGCCCUGUAUCUGUCAUGGGUGCUGUGGGUGCACCAUGCGUCAGGGAUUUGGGUGUAUCCUAUCAUGGCUCACUUGAGUCCUGUGGGAUUGUGUGUUUUCCUCGGAGGCGCGUCGCUCUUCAUGGCUCCUCUUUACCUGUUAGGAGAGAAGCUCAGCCUCAUGAUGUGGAGCAGCACAGGGAAUCAGAAGAAGAAAAAGAAGUAGAUGUCUACUGGAAUCCACAUUAAGCAUGUGGAGCUCAAACCAGCCAAACCACACACUUUACAGGGCACAAAGCAACAGCUUUAGUAACAUUGCUUGUAUUUUAUACAAGACGGGUUUACAGCAUACUUAUGGCAAACAUGGUAUGUGUUUAACAUUAAUCGUGCUGGUAUUUUAUCCUGUUUGUUUUUUCCUCUUUUGACCUAUUUAUGUGAUUCUAACAAAAAUCAGUUGCACCUACAAAGUAAAAUGCUGUAUUUUUAAAAAUAAUUUCCAUUAUUUUAGAAUUGUGAAAUUCCAGACACUGUAAUUUCCCAGAAUGCUGUUGUUCAUUAAUUAAGGGACCGUCAGUACUGAGCACUUUCCCCUUCUCAGAUUCAUUCGUUAUUUUAAAACGAGUCUGAGCUGGUUUCAAGCUGUGUGAGUGUGUCACGAGAUGUGUCUGAGAGCUUAAAUGACACACUUCACCUGCGUGAACUCGGGUAAUCCCACCAGUGAAGCCCUUAAUGUGAUUUUCCGGCUUUGCCGAGAGUUUGCUGAUGGACUUUAUUGGAAACAAGUAAACCCAAGUAAUCUGUGACCUUGCUCUAACACACGUUUAAUUCACAUCCAGAGAAAUGGCUCUGAAUUCAUUCUUUCACUAACAUGAGCCCUUUCAGUGACAGAUUUCAUGAAAUAAGACUAUAUUUCAUGAAAUCUGAAAAUGUUUAAUAAUUAUAUUGUCAACUUGUUGACAGUAUUGAGCAGAAUAGAGCGCGUCAUUGUCAUUAUGGAGUGUUUCCUCUUCAUUUUAAUGUGUGAGUAAAACUAAUGUAGAAAGAGUCGAGACCAGUUUGAUUCCUGCACUUAUAUACGGUAGAUUAUCGCACUUGUGGGAAAUAUGUGAUGCACUGACAUUUAAAAUCAGUGACACUUAAGAGGGCCAAACAGGUUUUCCGUAAUUACCGUUAUGUAAUGAUUAUUAAUGUCCUUUAUUCAUAAACAAUAAAAUCUCUGAACUGUUCUUUAAUUCAUUUAAA
This is a messenger RNA of Sinocyclocheilus grahami, 1759 nucleotides long. RefSeq names its product androgen dependent TFPI regulating protein 1 (gene adtrp1). Gene Ontology annotation, cellular component: endomembrane system; membrane. The coding region runs from base 51 to 743 and encodes 230 amino acids. The transcript is spliced from 6 exons. NCBI's taxonomy places the organism in Eukaryota, Metazoa, Chordata, Actinopteri, Cypriniformes, Cyprinidae. The record is from RefSeq and is a predicted model, not a curated record.